AUGGGCACGAGUGAACCCAAUGGCGGCCCAGCCCUGCAGAAGGGAAUCUGGGUCGCCGUGGCCCUUGCGGCGGUGAUUGUCAUUCUCAGGGUCUUCGCGAAGCUGAAGAUCGGCCAAUUCCGCGUGGAUGACAUCUUGAUGAUCCUUGCAUGUCAUGGCUUUGGCAAGAACCUGGAGACGCUGCCGCUCAAGGACAUGGAGGCCGUCUUGAAAGCCAUCGCUAUCGAGGUUCCGAUUGUGACGAUGAGCACUACAAUUGCCCGCUGCUCCUUUAUCAUAUACCUCCUCGCUAUCCUCGGCUCCAACCGAACGUACCGAUUCGCCUUAUGGUUUAUCAUGAUCUGGCAGCUCUCCGGCAACAUCGUCUCCGCCGUCCUCCCUCUUAGCAUCUGUCGCGAUGUCAGGAUUCUCUGGGAUCCGACCGUGAAGACGACUUGCGGUGACAGCAACGCCGUGAUCAAAUUUGCCUACUACUCCAACACCGUCAACUCAGCCACGGACUUGUUUCUGGCCGUGUUCCCCAUCCCUGUCUUUUGGAAUCUCAACCUGAAAACGCGGGUCAAGCUCGGCUUGAUUGUUCUGCUCAGCCUGGGUCUUGUGGCCAUGGUGGCAUCGAUCGUGAAAACAACGAAACUCGACCAAUUGCCCAGCGUUACAAACCUCGGUGCCUCCGGCGGCAUUGAGCUCAUCCGCUGGGGGUAUGUGGAAAACGCCGUGAUCAUCAUCACCUCGUCGAUCCCUUGCAUCCGGCCGCUGGUCAUGUCCUCCGUCAAGAAAUUCUCCAGCCACAGCUUCUCCCGCUCGUAUGAGCUGCGCAGCCCCUUUACUGGGAAUCGUCGCACAGGUGAGAAUGCAACCACUCAGUCGCGCCGUAAAUUAGCGACGAAUAACGAUGCCGAAACGUGUAGUAUUGAGCGUAUUCUAAACCCCUAUUCGCACAACACCGUCAUCGGUAGCCAUCAGACGUCGUCGAAUCGGUCGGAUCGAGGCAUUACGAAACAGGUCGAGAUGUCGGUUUAUUCUAGUGACGACCCUGCGAGGAGCGUGUGA
Messenger RNA from Aspergillus bombycis, 1050 nucleotides. RefSeq lists its product as uncharacterized. NCBI's taxonomy places the organism in Eukaryota, Fungi, Ascomycota, Eurotiomycetes, Eurotiales, Aspergillaceae. Bases 1 to 1050 code for a protein of 349 amino acids. The transcript has 4 exons. The record is from RefSeq and is a predicted model, not a curated record.